GCUCCGUGAGCAAACUCCGGCCCUCGCCCGGAAGAGAGAGGUGGUUUGUUUUUGGCCUGUGGCGGCGGCGGCGGUCAGUUGCUUGUUGUGUCGGGCAGGGCUGGCGCUAAGAGCGGGCAUCUGAGGGCGAAGAGGAGCAGCAGCACUAGCCGCCAUGGGAGUGCCGAAAUUUUACCGUUGGAUCUCGGAGCGGUACCCUUGCCUCAGCCAGGUGGUGAAGGAGCAUCAGAUUCCAGAGUUUGACAACUUGUACCUGGACAUGAAUGGUAUCAUUCAUCAGUGUUCACACCCGAAUGAUGAUGAUGUUCACUUCAGAAUCUCUGAAGACAAGAUCUUUGCUGAUAUAUUUCACUAUUUGGAAGUAUUGUUUCGCAUUAUUAAACCAAGAAAGGUUUUCUUCAUGGCAGUAGAUGGAGUUGCUCCAAGAGCAAAAAUGAACCAGCAGCGUGGCAGACGUUUUAGGUCAGCAAAGGAGGCAGAGGACAAAAUAAAGAAGGCAUUAGAGAAAGGAGAGACUCUUCCGACAGAAGCUAGAUUUGAUUCCAAUUGCAUUACACCAGGGACUGAAUUCAUGGCCAGGUUGCAUGAACAUCUGAAGUAUUUUGUAAAUAUGAAGAUUUCAACAGACAAAUCCUGGCAAGGCGUAACUGUCUACUUAUCAGGCCAUGAGACACCUGGAGAAGGGGAACAUAAAAUUAUGGAAUUUAUAAGGUCAGAGAAAGCAAAGCCUGACCACGAUCCAAACACAAGGCACUGUCUGUACGGUUUGGAUGCUGACUUGAUUAUGCUUGGACUGACAAGUCAUGAGCCACAUUUUUCCCUUUUAAGAGAAGAGGUCCGGUUUGGUGGCAAAAAGUCACAAAGAGCGUGUGCCCCAGAAGAAACCACUUUUCAUUUACUGCACUUGUCAUUAAUGAGAGAAUAUAUUGACUAUGAAUUCUCACCAGUUAAAGACAAGAUAUCGUUUACAUAUGAAGUUGACAGAAUAAUAGAUGACUGGAUCUUAAUGGGCUUUCUUGUUGGAAAUGAUUUUAUCCCUCAUCUACCUCACUUUCAUAUUAACCAUGAUGCACUGCCACUGCUGUAUAGAACAUACAUGGAUAUUUUGCCUAAACUUGGAGGUUACAUUAAUGAAAGUGGGCACCUCAACUUACCUCGCUUUGAGAAAUACCUUACAAAAUUGUCAGAUUUUGACCGUGAGCAUUUCAGUGAAAUCUUUUUAGAUCUGAAGUGGUUUGAAAGCAAAGUGGGCAAUAAAUAUCUGAAUGAGGCAGCUGGUAUUGCUGCAGAAGAAUCAAGAAUGCAAAAGAAGCGCAAGGCUCAGGAAAACGCUAUGUGCUUGGCUGCUUUGGAGAAAACUGACAAUGGAACUGUAGCAUCUUUAAAAACUUCGUUAGAAGAUGAGCCAGAAGAUGAUGAUUUGUUUGAGACAGAGUUUAGGCAAUACAAAAGAACAUACUAUAUGACCAAGAUGGGUGUAGAAGUAGUCUCAGAUGCCUUUCUAGCUGACCAGGCAGAAUGUUACGUCCAGGCAAUACAGUGGAUAUUGCACUACUACUACCAUGGGGUUCAGUCAUGGAGCUGGUUCUACCCCUACCAUUAUGCACCUUACCUCUCAGAUAUCUGCAACAUCAGUGAACUGAAAAUCCACUUGGAUUUAGGAAAACCAUUCAUGCCGUUUGAACAGCUUCUGGCAGUACUUCCAGCAGCCAGCAAGGAUUUGCUGCCAAAAUGCUACCAGCAUUUGAUGACUGGUGAAGAGUCUCCCAUUAUUGAAUAUUAUCCAACUGAAUUUAAAACUGAUCUAAAUGGAAAGCAACAAGAAUGGGAAGCAGUGGUUUUAAUACCAUUUAUUGAUGAGAAACGAUUGUUAGAAGCGAUGGAAUCCUGCAACAAGUUCUUGACAACAGAAGAAAAACAAAGAAAUAGGCACAGUGAAUGCCUGAUGUACUUCUAUGAUAAAGACGCAGAGUUCCAGUACCUGUCUCCAUGGCCGGAGAAGUUCCCUUCCAUAGAAAGAUGCCGUGCAAAGCAUAAAGCUAUGUCUCUGGACGUCUGGCGUGUAGAUAUAGCCCAAAAUAAAAUAACGAAAUUGGAUAUGGAGAGGCUGUAUUUCUGUGGCUUUCCUACUCUGAAGCACAUUAAUCAUAAGUUCUAUCUGAAAAAAAGUGGGGUACAAGUUUUUCAACAGAGCAGCCAUGGAGAAAAUAUGCUACUGGAAAUAAUGGUUUCCGAUGAUUCAGAGGAACUAAAUGCUGAAAAUGUAGCCAGUUUGGUGCUUGGGAAAUCAAUAUUUGUUAACUGGCCUCACUUGGAAGAAGCCAGAGCUGUUGCUGUAUCAGAUGGUGAAACUAAGUUUCAGUUGGAGGAGCCUCCUGGAACACAGAAGCUCUAUAUGGGGAAUGCUGCCCCACCAACCAAAGCAACAUUUGUUCGAGAUAAAGAACAGAAUAUCUGGGUGAAAGAAAUCCAAGGAAUUUCAGAACAUUACCAGAGAAGAAAAGGAGUAAUCAUAAAUGAAACAUCUGCAGUUGUUUAUGCGCAAUUGCUAACUGGGCGUAGAUACCAGUUAAAUCAAAGUGGUGAAGUGUAUUUGGAGAAGCAGUGGUCCAAGCAAGUUCUACCUUUUGCAUACCAAACAAUUGUCAGGGAUAUAAAGGCCUUUGAUUCCCGCUUCUCCAGUCUCAAAACUUUGGAUGACCUGUUCCCUCUGGGAUGUACAGUCUUCAUGCUGGGAUCACCUUAUUAUGGCUGCACAGGAGAAGUACAGGAUUCAUGUGAUGUUAUCUUGGAAGGCAGAAUUCGUGUUGUUUUCAACAUUCCAUGUGAACCUCAGCUGGAUGCCUUAAUACAGAAUCAGCAUAAAUAUUCUGUGAAGUACAAUCCUGGAUAUGUAUUGGCCAGUCGUCUUGGAGUGAGUGGCUAUCUUGUUUCGAGAUUUACGGGAAGCAUUUUUAUUGGAAGAGGAUCCCGGAGAAAUCCACAUGGAGAGCAUAAAGCAAAUGUGGGGUUGAACUUAAAAUUCAAUAAAAAGAAUGAAGAGGUCCCUGGCUAUACCAAGAAAGUUGGAAACGAGUGGAUGUAUUCCUCAGCUGUAGAGCAACUCCUUGCUGAAUAUCUGGAAAGGACCCCAGAACUUUUUAGUUACCUAGCCAAAAAUGGUCAAGAGGACAUAUUCUACGAAGAUGACAUUUGGCCGGGUGAAGAAGAGAAUGGUGCCGAGAAGGUUCAAGAAAUCAUUGCGUGGCUAAAGGCUCAUCCUGUCAGUGCCCUCUCUCGUUCCUCUUGUGAUUUGCAAAUUUUGGAUAUGGCUAUUGUCGAAAAGAUUGAAGAAGAAGUAGAAAAGUGCAAGCAAAGGAAAAGCAAUAAGAAAGUGCGUGUGACGGUGAAACCUCACUUGUUAUUCAGGCCUUUAGAACAGCAGCACGGAAUUAUACCAGAUCGAGAUGCAGACUAUCGACUGUUUGACCGUGUUGUUAAUGUGAGAGAGUGUUUUUCCGUUCCCCUUGGACUUCGUGGCACUGUGAUAGGAAUUAAAGGAGCCAGCAGAGAAUCUGAUGUUCUGUAUGAAGUACUGUUUGAUGAAGAGUUUCAUGGAGGCUUAACAAUAAGGAGCUCGCCUGGCAGAGGGUACCGCAUUCCAGCCAGUGCCUUAAUCAACCUUUCUUAUGGUAAUCGGUCUGAAACAGGAAAUCAGAAGCUAACUGCCAUAGUUAAACCUCAGCCAGCUGUGAGUCCCUACAACUCAUAUUCACCCGAAUCAUUUUCUGUAUCUACACAAAAAGCACAUCAAGGAGGUCUCAACCAUUCUCCUCGCUCCCUCUUUGUUCCAACUCGACAAGUGAAUGGAAGACAGCAUAACAAUCUCAAGGUUGAAACCCAAGGCAAUUCCAAUUCCCUCCAGAAAGGAGCAUAUUUAAGCAGCAAUCAGAAAUACAAAGCUCAAGAUAAGCAAGAUGAUGAAUUUUGCAGCAUAUGGCAAUCAUUGCAGAGCUCUGGAAAGUCUCAGUCUGCCCAACAUGAUAGGCAUGAGAAGGGUGGAAUUUUACCUCAAUACAUAAAGCUAAAUACGGGUGGCCAGUUCUGCAAACCAGGCUUCAAUGAGAGUAGCUUCAAAGGCCAGCAAAGAAAACAGGAAUCUUUCAGGAAGUCUAAAGACGACUCUAAAGGUCCAAGAACUGACAGCCAAACACAUAAAGGAUCAAAUAAACAGAAUUUUGCAGGUGCUAAUAAGUAUAGUGUGAAGCUAUUGAAGAGGAAUGAAGCCCCCAAUGAGCCAGUAGAACCAAAGUCUGCAGUUGACAGUCCCAGUAUAACUGAAAAGAACGGAUCUGAACUUGAAGACAUUUUGGCGUCUUUGAAAAUUUUCAAAGAAAAAGAGGUGCCACGGUCAUAUCCCAAGGAACCAACUAAUGAAGAACACUUGUCUCCACAGUCUUUUGCUAUGAAAGGAACACAGAUGCUCAAAGAAAUUUUGAAGAUAGAUGGUUCUGACACAGCAGAAGCAAAGUCAGUGGCAAAUGAAGUGUCUGCUCCAACUUGCAGGCAGGAUUCUUGUGUGCCUGCCUCACAACAUACCAGUGCCAAAAAGAUGGCUGCUUUCAUGAACAAAUCCCCUGGCACUGCAGGACCGCAGAACACUCAGGGCAUGGAGGUUGGAGGCCACCCACUUCUUGGACCACCAAACUCAUUAUCCACUCCAGUAUCUGAGCUUUCUCGUAUCUGUUCCCUUCUUGGAAUGCUGCAGCCCGAUUUCUCAUUUCUUAGAACACCACAGACGAUGACAGUUUGUCAAGUAAAGCUAUCCAAUGGCUUAUUAGUACACGGACCUCAAUGUCACUCUGAAAAUGAAGCUAAGGAGAAAGCAGCACUUUUUGCUUUGCAGCAAUUGAGCUCUCUCGGCAUGAACUUUCCUCUGCCACCACCGCCUGUAUUUCCAAAUUAUCAACCCAUGGGAGCUCUUGUGCCUCCUGGAUCCAUUCCUCCAGUCUUCACGCAGCACACCGCUAAUUUGUUUCCUUCACCACCUCAUGCGUUUGGCCCAGUGCCAUGGGGAGCACCAGUUCCAGUCCAUGGGAAACCUUACUUUCCUGGUUCCUAUCCUGGGAAUAUGCCUUUUGCGGGCACUGUACCAGCUGGUGCACACAAUCAGUUUAUACCCUUGCAGGUAACUAAGAAAAGGGUUGCCAGCAAGACUAAUGUUGAGCCAAAGGAGUUCCCAGGUUCUCUUCAAAAUGUGCAGUUAAAGAAUGAACAGUCAAGCAUCGACACUACAAAAAUGAACCCACAGGAUGCUUCUUCAGAACAUUUAAGGUCUCAUCAAGCUGCUCCAUCUUUCCAAGAGAAAAUGGCUCCUUCGAGCUCGGUUGCAUCUCGUAAGAAAUCAAUACCAAAUGUGUCUACCAAGCGAAAGCCCAGAAAACUGGCUGUCAAUUUUGGUGCACCCAAAUCUUCAGAAUAAGUAUGGGUCAUGGAUUACUUUACAUUUCCUUAGUGUUAUAAAACCAAUAAAUAUUAUUUAAAAAA
Messenger RNA from Podarcis muralis (Common wall lizard), 5526 nucleotides. It is a transcript of the gene XRN1, whose product is annotated as 5'-3' exoribonuclease 1. Gene Ontology annotation, molecular function: 5'-3' RNA exonuclease activity; RNA binding. Lineage: Eukaryota; Metazoa; Chordata; Lepidosauria; Squamata; Lacertidae. Gene Ontology annotation, biological process: nuclear-transcribed mRNA catabolic process; rRNA catabolic process. Gene Ontology annotation, cellular component: nucleus. The record is from RefSeq and is a predicted model, not a curated record.